This is a messenger RNA of Cyclopterus lumpus (lumpfish), 2573 nucleotides long. Its product is annotated as F-box/LRR-repeat protein 12-like. NCBI's taxonomy places the organism in Eukaryota, Metazoa, Chordata, Actinopteri, Perciformes, Cyclopteridae. The transcript is spliced from 3 exons. The record is from RefSeq and is a predicted model, not a curated record. Bases 121 to 1338 code for a protein of 405 amino acids. Gene Ontology annotation, molecular function: protein binding.
ACUGCCGCUCGGUACUACAGUCAAUGGGCAUCGGUUUCCUGGGGAAUUUUGAUGACGGCGCAACCCGUGUGCGUCGAGAUAUCAGUCCGUGUCCAUGGUUGAACUAGUUUUGUUGACAAAAUGGAUGAAUUUAAAGCCUGUAACCUGGACUACUUUCCAGAAAACAUUUUAAUUGACGUGUUGUCGUAUUUGAGCGUACGAGAGCUCGUUAGAGCUGGAAGGGUUUGUAAGAGAUGGAAACGGCUCGUGAAAGAUCAAAAGCUGUGGAGGUUUGUCGAUCUGACUGCAUGGAAAGGGGUGACGUCCCGCAUACUUUGGCUCCUGCUGCGUCAGUACCUGGGUUGUGGACUAAGGUGCCUACGGUUGCGUGGUUUGCUGCUUUCUGCCAGAGGUGGCACCUUUCUCUCCGAGUCUUGGCUCAAAGCUUUGUCCACAAAAUGCCCUCGCCUGAGUAAACUCUAUCUUUUGCACGCAGACUUGCGAAGCCUUCCCAGUUGCCAGCUCCUACCCACGUCUUUGCAGGUGCUGGAGCUGCGUGGCUGUGAGCUUCCUCGGGAAUUUUUCAACCAGACUCCCACUUCACCUGCCCGUUCCCAAGAAAGAGCAGAAGCCACAUCCAGUGUUGGUGCUCAAACGCAAGGAAGGCAUCGAAAAGGGCAUGGCUCUCCAUCAGGGAUUGGUAUAGGGAGGCUAGUCCUUAACAAUGUGCCCUCUUUCACGGACCAGCAUCUGCAGAGUCUGACAUCAUGGGAGAGGCUCAGUCGAUUAGAGCUGCGCGACACAUUUCGUGUUACUGCUAAUGGGCUCAGGAACUGUGCUGCCAAGGAAGGCGCUUGUGGGCUGGAAGGCCUUUCCAGACUCAAGUUUCUGGAAAUAGGCAUCACUGGACGGCAAGGUUACCAGUUACAGAUGGCCUCCCUUGGGCUCGGUGCAGGAUGGCUCGGACUGGAGGAACUGAGUCUGGGGGGUAAAGAGGUGGGACCAGGGUUGCUCUGUGCCAGCCGCCUGAAGGAUCUGAAGGGUCUGUGCCUGUGGGCCUGCACGCUCAGCGAGAUGCAGAUAGUUCGUAGCUGCAGAAUGCUCCGUGGGCUCAGUCGGAUGGAGUUUUUGGAUGUGACCUUCCAGCCUAGGCAGUGUCCACCAGCUGUGGAGGGGGAGGGUGGUGGUAGUGGAGAAGAGCAGGACAAUGAGGAAGCUGCAGGUGUAGAAAACAGCAAUGAUGAGAACACACUAGACAUGAACGAUCCCAUUCCAAGUUUGCGUCGCUCUCUGGCUGUCCUGCUGCCAUCUUGCAUACUAGUUUUCACCAACUGCUCUGUUCAGAUCAGUGCAGACUAAAUGAGGUCUUCUGUCGUGUUAUGAAGAAAAUGAAUGACUUUUUAUUAUUGUAAAUAUGCACAGCCCACAUGGUUACAAGAUAUCAGAGAUUCUUCUGAGCCAGCGCCAGAUAUGAUUCAGACCUUCAUGUCAACAAUUUUUUUGAAAUCGCAUAUACUGUAUAAUAUUGGAGUGAAAUAGGCUACCUUGCCCGCUUUUUCCUUGCCCGCUUUUUCCUUGCCCACUUUUUCCGGCUUUAAGGACAUUUUUUCUCCUAAAUGUUGUUUAUAUUCCGCCAACCUAAACAGCCAGAGCAGGAAAUCUGUUUUCAACAAUAUGUUUGGCUUCUAAAAAAAGCAAAAUGUUACAUGGGUUUUGACAGGAUAUUUACAAACCAUGUAUCUUCAACCUUGACUAAAAGCUUACUUGUAAUGGUGCUAUAUAUUGUGAUAGUACUUUUUCACUCCUUUUUACGAAUGAAAUAGCCAGGCAAGAUCUCUAUUGGCUAUUUCAGCAAAUACAAAAUACCAUAAUACCAAAUACAAAUUGAAGGUAUUUCAUCACGUUGAGGAAAAAUCAUCUUGUCACAAAGCAAGCUUGCUCAUGGAUUUUCAACAUUGCCUCAGAUGUUACAUGUUAAAGUUAGACCUACAACAUGACGGACGGUUUGAAAAGAUCUCUAAAGGUACACAAAUUCAUAUUGUCUCACGGUAUCUAUUGUGUCCAACCCUUACGAUUGAUUAGUGGGCAGUGUCGCUUCCAAAUGUGUUGCUCAUACACAGACACAAAUUAACACGUUUUUCAACAUACUAUUUCAAACUUGGUCACAAUAAAAAGGAAAAAAUAUCAAGCGGUCACAGCUAGACUAAAGACAUAAGCAGGUUUCAGUUACAAAGGCAGAGAACUGAAGCAUGCUGCUGGCAAUGAUCCACCUGUUUCCUGUUCCUUCACUUCUUUUUUUAUUUUUAUUUUUUUGUGUGUGCAAUGUAUACAUUCAGAAAAUAUGUAUCUGUUUACAAGCAGGUGCUUGACUUUGGUGUUACAUAAAAACAGCACAACAUAUUUAAAUUCAUCUUCGUCAAUUCACAAUUCUUACUUACUUUCAUUGUAGUUGUAAAUGUCUUGUUUGUUGUAUUAAUUACAUGGAAUAUCUGUGUCAUUGACGUGAAUUGUUUUGCAGCAAUCCAACCAUGAUAAUUGUAACCUUCUUAAUGAUUAUAAAGGAGUUUUGAAUAAACCUAUUUUCAACAAAUACA